Glycine soja is the source of this 2306-nucleotide messenger RNA. Its product is annotated as piriformospora indica-insensitive protein 2-like. NCBI's taxonomy places the organism in Eukaryota, Viridiplantae, Streptophyta, Magnoliopsida, Fabales, Fabaceae. The transcript has 4 exons. Gene Ontology annotation, molecular function: protein binding; electron transfer activity. The coding region runs from base 444 to 2150 and encodes 568 amino acids. The record is from RefSeq and is a predicted model, not a curated record.
ACUUAGGCAAUAAAUGUGAAGGUACUAUACUCAGUCUGGUUAAAAUAGCAGAAGGAAAUUAUUAUAAUCCAUGAUUAGUUGGCCUUUCAUAACAGAAAAGCACAUGCAUGUGCACUAUAUAGGCUGAACAGCUGAACUUCUUAGCUAGAAACCUCUUAAUUGCAUCCCCCACUCAUGCUUCUCUUUCCAUUUUAUAGUCUCAUUUUCAGUCCACUAUUGGUAUUAUUACUUUUAUUUCCUUUUCUUUCUCGUGAAACAGAAAUAUGCAGGCUUCGUUUUAGACCCUUAAUCCUCUAUUGCUCUUGGCACUGAACGUUUUAGUUAACACUCUAUUACUGAUCCUUUUUUUUUUCUUGCAUGUCAUAGUACGAUGAGUUUUGCCUAAUCUGCUCCUUGAAACUAUAUAUUUUCCUGAGUAACAUUUUCUGCCUUUGAUACUUAGAAUGGCUAUAAGGUUUUUAUCAUGCAAGUGCCACUAUGUUCUUUGCUUUGUGUUCCUCGUUUUGUCUUUUCUUUGUAAGGGCCAAGACUCUUCAUUUUCACCAAUGAAGAACAAAGAGAAGGAAGCCAUUUACUCUGUUAUUCAAGGGUUUGUUGGAAAGUGGUGGAACGGUUCAUAUCUUUAUCCAGAUCCUUGUGGGUGGACUCCUGUACAGGGAGUUUCCUGUGAGCAAUAUGAUGAUGGCUUCUGGUAUGUAAGCACUGUAAACUUUGGACCAGUUUUUGACAACUCUCUCGUGUGCAGCCAUGAGGCUCAAUUCCCUCAACAACUAUUCAACCUCAAGCACCUAAAAGUCCUCUCACUGUCCACUUGCUUCCAUUCUCCUACCAAAAAUCCUGUUAAACUCCCUCUUUCAAAGUGGGACAAGUUCUCACACAGUUUGGAGUCUUUAACACUUAGAUCAAACCCUGGUCUUGUUGGCACCAUCCCACCAGCAAUUGGCAGCCUCAAGAAUCUUCAAUCACUUCUACUUCUAGAAAAUGGGCUAAGUGGUGAACUACCACUAAGUAUUGGAAAUUUGGUCAAGUUGAGGCAACUAGUCCUUGCAGGAAAUAAUUUGGAAGGUGAGGUUCCAGCCAACUAUGGAAGGCUUUCUGAGCUUUUAAUAUUUGAUGCAAGCAGGAACAAUCUAUCAGGAGUUUUUCCAUCAACACUUGGACUUUUGGAUUCACUUCUAAAGCUUGAUUUUAGUAACAACAUGCUUGAGGGAGAGUUGCCAAGGGAGCUAGGAAGGCUAAAGAAUCUUACUUUACUUGAUAUAAGUCAUAACAAACUUAGAGGUGGGUUGGUUAGGACAAUCAAAGAACUUGUUUCCUUAAAGCAUUUGGUUCUGUCCAACAACCCUAUAGGGGGUGAUCUCUUGGGGGUUAAGUGGGAAAAUUUCCAAAACUUAGAAGCAUUGGACCUUUCCAACAUAGGUUUGGAAGGAAGUGUCCCAAAGUCCAUGGCAAAAAUGAAAAGGCUUAGGUUUCUGGACCUCAGCAACAACGACCUUUGUGGAAGUCUCUCUAGAAGUUUGGAAAAACUGCCAUGUCUUACAGCUCUCCAUGUAAAUGGAAACAACUUGACAGGGAGACUUGAGUUCUCAGAGAGGUUUUACAUGAAAAUGGGAAUGCGUUUUGCAGCUUGGAAUAAUACAAAUCUCUGUUGCAUGGCCAAACCAACGACGCACGAAAUGCCUUAUGGAUUUGAAGUUGGAGGUCACGAUGGUUGGGUUGUUCCAAAGCCAAAGGACGAUGAUCAAAUGUACAAUCAGUGGGCAUCCCAAAACAGAUUCAAAGUUAAUGACACUCUUCUGUUCAAGUACGAGAGAGACUCGGUUAUGGUGGUGACGGAAGAAGAGUAUGAAAAAUGCAAAGCCUCUCGUCCCCUCUUUUUCUCUAACAAUGGUGACACAGUCUUCAAGUUUGACCGGCCAGGCUUGUUCUACUUCAUUAGUGGGGUGAGUGGUCACUGUGACAGAGGGCAGCGGAUGAUCAUCAAGGUUUUGGAUGUGGAGCCAGCAGCACCCCCACCUCAAUCUGCAAAUGAGGAUGCACAAAAACCACCACAUAAAAAAAAUGGAGUUGCUGAAAUGAUUCCUAUGAGUAUAAUAACAACAUCCACACUUUUUGUUUUGUCAACCUUCGUCCUUCAGCUUUAUGCUUGAUUCUUGUGAGUGAUUAGAGUCUUAGCUAGGUUUAUGAGUGUCAUGGGUGUUUUGUUGUUGGAGAUUUAAGUAGCAGUUUAUUUGUUGUUUUGGUCAUGUGUCAUGGUUGGACUUCAUUAUUAGGUAAUGUUAUUAUGGUGGUUAGAUUGAACUACU